CUUUGGUAAGAGUGAGAGAGAGAGAGAGAUGGUGAGGGCAGCUUCCUUUAGAAAUGGAAUCAAAAGAGGGGUUUGGGAUGAAGAAGAGGACAACAAAUUGAGGGAUCAUAUUAAUCGAUACGGACACCUCAACUGGCGGCUGCUGCCGUUGUUUGCCGGGUUGAAGAGGUGUGGGAAGAGUUGCAGACUGCGUUGGGUGAACUAUUUGAAGCCUGGUAUCCGACGUGGCAACUUCACCCAAGAAGAAGAGCAUCUCAUCAUGCAACUCCACAAUCAACUCGGAAACAAAUGGUCAUCCAUUGCUGCACACUUUCCCGGUAGAACUGACAACGACAUCAAAAACUACUGGCACGCCCACAUACAAAAGCGUCGGGCUCGCCACAAGGGCGCCGCGACGCAGUCUUCAGACAGCAAUUCUAGCACUAUAACAACUUGUCCGAAUCAAAACACACCUGCAGAAAACAUUGGUGUGUUCGAGUCGAAUACAGAUUCGGAUUUCAAUCUUCACAACAUUGUUGAGCAAGAAUGUUAUGGGAUGGAUGAAAAUGUGAUGGAUCUACUUCGUGAUUCCUCAGAUUAUGAAAUUGGUUCUUGGAGUUUGAAUGCUGCAAUUGAACAAGACUGCUUCAACAACAUGAAUUUUGGUGGUGAGUACUAUGGGAAAUUAGAAAUAUAAUUGAGCUAGCUAGAUAUAUAUAUGAGCAACAAUCGUCUUAUAUCAUAUGUAAUAGAGUUGUGUUUGAAGUAUACUUGAAUAAGUUGCUUACCGGAAUCUUGAGGGGUAUUUAUGUUUUUGUUGUAAUAUAUUAUGAUUUGGAAUAAUGGUAUGAUAUGAUAUUGUUGUCUUAA
This is a messenger RNA of Salvia splendens (bonfire salvia), 849 nucleotides long. Its product is annotated as transcription factor MYB14-like. The transcript has 3 exons. The record is from RefSeq and is a predicted model, not a curated record. Lineage: Eukaryota; Viridiplantae; Streptophyta; Magnoliopsida; Lamiales; Lamiaceae. Bases 29 to 676 code for a protein of 215 amino acids.